Uranotaenia lowii is the source of this 497-nucleotide messenger RNA. RefSeq names its product cuticle protein 16.5-like. The record is from RefSeq and is a predicted model, not a curated record. The transcript is spliced from 2 exons. The coding region runs from base 40 to 306 and encodes 88 amino acids. Lineage: Eukaryota; Metazoa; Arthropoda; Insecta; Diptera; Culicidae.
ACAGUUUGUCACCAGCAACCGUCCUAAUCGAAUCUCAAAAUGUUCUCCAAAAUUACCGUCUUUGUCGUUCUGGCCAUCGUUGCCGCAGCCUCGGCCAAGCCACUGCUUCCUCUGACCGCGGCCGCCUACACGGCUCCAGCUGUUCUGGGUGCUCCUGCUGUGGCCGCUGCCUACACAGCUGCUCCAGUUGCUGCGGCCUACACUGCCUAUCCUUAUGCUAGCUAUCCGUAUGCCGCCGCCGCCGCCUAUCCUUACGCAGCUGGAUUUGCCGCCCCCGCCCUGCCUUAUACUUCAUUGGUGCUGUAAGGAUGCUGGCGUCUGCAGUUGCUUCUGAAAGCUUUUAUCGAAUAUGAACGUACCAAAACUUGAAAUUUAAAUUUUCUGAUUGUUUUUUUUUUGACUCAAACACAUUCUUCCUGCUUUAUAAUUAUGUACUACCAGAGAACAUUUGCUUUUGUUUAAAAAAAACUCAAAAAUAAAAUCCCUCCCAAUGAAAA